GAAGUGAAUGGGGUAUAUUUAUAUGUUGAGUAUAUAUUUACCAAUAACAAAACUGUCUUGAUUACCUGUUGCCUUCACAUAUAGGAUAAAACAAUAAAAUGUGUUUACAUGUAAAGACAGUUUGUACAUGAGUACAAUAUUAACUGCAUGCAUUUAAGAUUGGAGAUAGAUAUUGUUAGAGACCACCUUUAGAAAUAAGAGAUAACUUUUCAGUGUUUCCACCCCUUCCAGAGCACAGACUGAAACAGUCAAUGCUGCGCACAGACCCUCAAGGAUUGCUUGAGCGUACACUCUGUCUACAUACUGUUAGAAGGAGAGUGUACAAUGUUCCUGCUCCAAAUUGCCUUUGGCAUAUCGAUGGGAACCACAAGCUCAUAAGGUGGCGUAUUGUCAUACAUGGAGCUAUUGAUGGCUUCAGCAGACUGGUGGUCUACCUGCAAGCUUCUGCCAACAAUCGUGCAGACACUGUUUACAAACACUUCUGGCAGGCAACACAGAAAUAUGGCAUCCCGUCACGAGUACGUAGUGACAAGGGAGGGGAGAACAGAGACGUUGCUUCCUUUAUGAUUAGUACCAGGGGAAUGAACCGCAGUUCACACAUUGCUGGGAGAAGCGUGCACAAUCAAAGGAGUUUAGAGAGUGAGGGCAUCCUGUCUCCAGACAAUGACUUGCACAUUUUUGCCCUACACUGGGUGUUUCUUCCCAGACUACAGCAGCACCUUGAUUCUUUUGUUGAAGGGUGGAACAACCAUCCCCUAAGAACAGAGAGGAACCAGUCUCCUCAGCAGUUGUGGCACACAAACAGCAACAGUCCAGCCAGUCCAGAUCCACCACAGGUGGAUGAACUGUAUGGUGUAGACUGGAGGGGCCCACCUGGUGAUCGGGAUUUAGCCCUGGUCAUUCCUGAGGUGCAGCUUUCCAGGGUGCUAUCUCAAGAGGAGUUGAGCAGACUUCCUCAACAGAACAGCACUAAUGAGGACUAUGGAGUUGCUUCUUACAUUCAGGCCCUUGGGUUACUUACUAACUGGUUUGGUUGACCAAUGUCUUCAUGCAUCUCUUAAGACAGAUUUUUCUAUAUGCACACUUACCAGUGGAUUGUUGACAGUUUGUUUGUAUAUUACACAGUUUCUGUCAACAGAAUUUCUCACACACACACACACACACACACACACACACACACA
This is a messenger RNA of Astyanax mexicanus (Mexican tetra), 1181 nucleotides long. RefSeq lists its product as uncharacterized. Bases 252 to 1037 code for a protein of 261 amino acids. Gene Ontology annotation, molecular function: nucleic acid binding. Lineage: Eukaryota; Metazoa; Chordata; Actinopteri; Characiformes; Acestrorhamphidae. The record is from RefSeq and is a predicted model, not a curated record. Gene Ontology annotation, biological process: DNA integration. The transcript is spliced from 4 exons.